Trichophyton rubrum CBS 118892 is the source of this 423-nucleotide messenger RNA. Its product is annotated as ubiquitin-60S ribosomal protein L40. NCBI's taxonomy places the organism in Eukaryota, Fungi, Ascomycota, Eurotiomycetes, Onygenales, Arthrodermataceae. Gene Ontology annotation, molecular function: ubiquitin protein ligase binding; structural constituent of ribosome; protein tag activity. The transcript is spliced from 3 exons. Gene Ontology annotation, biological process: modification-dependent protein catabolic process; protein ubiquitination; translation. Gene Ontology annotation, cellular component: cytoplasm; nucleus; ribosome. The coding region runs from base 1 to 423 and encodes 140 amino acids. The record is from RefSeq and is a predicted model, not a curated record.
AUGCGCAAGGCUGACUAUGUGAUCCCUUUCGUUUCAAUCGAUAGCUUCGUCAAGAACCUGAGUGGAAACACUCUCACUCUGAACGCAGAGCCCACCGACACUAUCUCCGCCAUCAAGUCCCAGGUUUUCGAGAGAGAGCUCGUUUCUGUCGAUGAACAGCGAUACGUCUUCGGUGGAAAGCACAUCCGCGAUGAAUUCCCAUUGAGCGAAUAUGGCAUCCAGAAGGAGUCCACCCUUCACCUUGUCCUCGACCUUCCCGGUGGUAUCAUCGAGCCCUCCUUGAAAGCCCUUGCCUCCAAGUUCAACUGCGAGAAGAUGGUCUGCCGAAAGUGCUAUGCCCGUCUCCCUCCACGUGCCACCAACUGCCGAAAGAAGAAGUGCGGACACACAAACCAACUCCGACCAAAGAAGAAGCUGAAGUAA